This is a messenger RNA of Eucalyptus grandis, 1895 nucleotides long. Its product is annotated as 2-methylene-furan-3-one reductase. The record is from RefSeq and is a predicted model, not a curated record. The transcript is spliced from 4 exons. NCBI's taxonomy places the organism in Eukaryota, Viridiplantae, Streptophyta, Magnoliopsida, Myrtales, Myrtaceae. Gene Ontology annotation, molecular function: zinc ion binding; oxidoreductase activity, acting on the CH-CH group of donors, NAD or NADP as acceptor. The coding region runs from base 716 to 1663 and encodes 315 amino acids.
UUGUUUAUUUAAAAAAAAAAAUGAAUGAUUUGGAAAAUAUUUUUCCUAAAAAUGAUUACAUAUAUCACUUAUUGGAAUGAAUGAAUAAAAAAUAUUUUCGUAGUUUAUAGAAAUAUUUAGAUGUAUAUUAUUGUUGGCGAUGAAAAUAUUUUUCAUUAACUAAUUAUUUUAAACAAUAGAAGCGAUUAUUUUCAAGAUGAUAUUUUCAAAUUAUUUAUUUUAGACGGAGCGUAAAAUGUUGGAUGUUCAUUGUCAAAACAAUUCUACUCUUAUCCCUACUUUUGAGUUCAUUUCUCUAGUAACCACUCAAGUGGGGACAUUUUCUAGUAGUUCAAAUUUCAUACAUCAAUGGUAUAUCUAGACUUUUCUAAUCUAAAACCGUGAAAGCAGCCCAUAGGCAUAUAGAUAGAAAAUAAUAUAAUCCCAUAGACUUUUCUGCACCAGUACAGUUUUGAGAGAUUGCUGCAUAUUUCACCACGAGACCAAAGACCUGAGUUUCUCUUUGCCUUGGUCUGGCACGUCUUUGAACUCGUCAACCCUUUUCGUUUGGCGUCAUCAAUGACAGUUUCUCCAUUAUGAAGUCACCGGAUAUGUCACCAGCCCCCCCUGGUGCUCGUAACCAUCACCCCUUUAUAAAAAGCAAACGAAGUCCUCACACCGUAUUGUGUGCUUCGAGCUUGAGAUAGAUCGAUCCAGAGAUCUUAGAGAAAGAUCCAUGGCCACGAAUUUCGUCGUUCCGACUAAAAUGAAGGCUUGGGUGUAUCGCGAGUAUGGAGACGUCGGCAAUGUGUUGAGAUUAAACCAGGAAUUCGAGGUCCCUGAAGUGCAAAAAGGCCAGGUGCUGGUUAAAGUCCUCGCCGCAGCACUCAAUCCGAUUGACCACAUGAGAGUGAAUGCAGUUUACAAGCUCCCGCACUUUACUUUACCGGCCGUCCCGGGCUACGAUCUUGCUGGGAUUGUGGUGAAGGUGGGUGGCGAAGUGGAGAAGCUGAAAGUUGGGGACGAGGUAUAUGGAUGUGCCACGAUAUACGGGACGCUGGCAGAGUACACGGCCGUGGAUGAGUCAACCUUGGCUUUGAAGCCCAAGAAGCUGAGUUUUGAGGAGGCUGCUUCCUUGCCGUUGGUCAUUCAUACUGCCUAUGGAGGCCUCGAAAGAGUCGGCCUCUCACCCGGCAAGUCCCUCCUUGUCUUGGGUGGUGCCGGUGGUGUCGGCACACUCGUGAUACAGCUAGCUAAGGAAGUUUUUGGUGCAUCAAGAGUAGCAGCUACAUGUAGCACUGGGAAGCUAGAUUUGUUGAAGAGUUUGGGUGCUGAUCUGGCCAUUGACUACACCAAGGUCAAUUUUGAAGACCUCUCAGAAAAGUUUGAUGUUGUCUAUGUGGCAAUUGGGCAAAGUGAGCGGGCAGUGAAGGCUGUGAAGCCUGGAGGGAGCGUGGUGACGAUUGUAGAACAUAGCAAGACAUUACCCCCGCCAGCUUUUUCCUUCGUAUCAGCAUCGGACGGUGCGACAUUGGAGAAGUUAAAGCCCUUCUUGGAGAGCGGGAAGGUGAAGCCGGUGAUUGAUCCGAAGAGCCCGUUCCCGUUUUCGCAGGCCAUUGAGGCCUUCUCGCAUCUUCAAACCCGCCGGGCAGCCGGAAAAGUCGUGAUCCAUCCCGUCCCGUGAAACACACCCAAGAAGGAAGUAGAGCCUUCACAUGGAUCUGCCUUAAUCACGAGUCCUUGAUUAGCGGUCGAUGGUGCUUCUUGUUGUCUCUGUAUAUUUGACUUCUCUGUAUUCUAGUUUCUACGUUUAGAGUUAGUGCGAUGGGAGGUUUAAAAUUUCCUAGUCUCCAUAUUGUGCCUUUGUCACCGAAAGUAAAUUUUGAUGGCGAUAUAUCUAACUAUCCUUGAAAUUA